CGACAGACCAGCCACCACAGAUUCUAAUGCGCUGACAGCAGGACGCAUCGCAUUGAUUUUGUACUCUUCACAGCUGUAGCUCUGCGUAUAAACCUAUAAAAGACCUCUGUAUCUUUGUGCCGCGGGACAGAGCUCUGCAGACAUGAGCGACAAUGAGUUUGACGACGAAGAGCUGGCGAGCUCUAUCUCCUCUUCGCCAACCAUCCCAGACGAAAACAUAGACUUCAAUUUUGUCUAUGCGCUGCACACUUUCCUAGCCACGGUCGAGGGACAAGCAACAUGCCAAAAGGGCGAUACACUUGUCUUGCUCGACGACACCAAUUCGUACUGGUGGCUCGUGCGCAACAUCAAGGAUCAAAGUAUCGGCUACCUUCCUGCAGAACAUAUCGAGACACCUCCAGAACGGCUAGCGCGUUACAACAAGCACAGAAAUGUUGGCGAAGGUGCCAGUCAUUUGGAUGAUAUUGUGCAAGCCGCCCCAAAGCCCAGCAAAUUCAGUCUGCGCAGAAAUCGUAAGGCCUCAAGGGGUGUGGCUUUUGCAGCGCCGACUGUUGUCGUCUAUGAUGUUUACUAUGAUACCGACGAAGAGCGCGAGCUAGAAGAAGCAGAAGCAGAGCAAGCUAGAGAAGCACAAAACGCUCAAUCUCCACAAGCGACAAUUCGUCAUGUCACCAAUGGCACUGCAGACGUCGACUUGCAAUCAGCAGACUUGUCCUUCACGAGGCCAACAAAGAAGCUGACCCUGACUCCUGAGUAUGCCAAGAGCCAAGCGACAGAGCGUGGCGAGACUGAAGAACCUAAUGCACCGAUUGCCCGUCAGCCUAGCCACAACAGCAGCGGCAGCCAAGGAUCCAUCGGUUCAGUCAAGUCAAUAUUGUCGGACAACUCUUCAAAAGUCGAAUCUCCAAAGGACAAGAAGAAGAAGAACGUCUUUGGCAGCCUUUUCAAAAAGAAAAGCAGAAAGGAGGCACUAACGGAGUCGACUGAAAUUUCCACGCUCGGUGCAGCUCGGUACGGUGCAAAAGAGUUUGAGCCAGUUGAUGCGCCUCCAAACUUGGUCUCUGAAGCGCCAAUUGACAAGAGCUCCUCAAAAGAUACAACUGCCAAUCUGCAUUUGCCACCGACUCAAUUACAGUCUCAGCCACCUGCAGCCCGAGCGGCCCAAGAACAAGCUGUGGUGGAAGAUGCUCUCGCUGAGCACAGGGUGUCCAGAGACAUUGAACUGCCUGCGGGCGUCCAAGAGAUGCGUUCUUCGAAACUAAUGUCGAUCGAUCCCGUCAAAGCAGACUUCAUUGAUGAGCCUCGCCACAGGGGGGUUGUCGAUGAGAUGGAGAUGCUCGAGACACGGCGCAGUUCCUCGCAGCUCGUGCAGCACUUAGAUCCAGCCAUCACUGACGCAGCUCUCGCGUCGCAUGUGAAGGACGACAAAUUCUACAAGACGUUCAUGCUCAUCAUCCAAGACCAGGCUCGGCAUCAGGUAGCUCAACAGUCCAUGAGACAUCAGCCGGCAAUUGUCACUGCAGCUUUCGAGCCACUUGACAGGAAGAUAUCAGAGAUUCUCCGGGUAUGCUUGCUUCGUUUCUACAUUGCUAACUUUUAGAAUCUCGACAAUCUCCUCGAGCAAUCCAAGGCACCGGUCAAAGUUCAAGCGAAGAUUUAGCGCAUCGUCUGCAUCAUCUCGUCCAGUAAGCUGCAUAAUGACGCCAUGCUUGUCCACCCCUCCUGUCCAUUUUGUUGCAUAGCUUGUUUGU
Messenger RNA from Protomyces lactucae-debilis, 1751 nucleotides. RefSeq lists its product as uncharacterized. NCBI's taxonomy places the organism in Eukaryota, Fungi, Ascomycota, Taphrinomycetes, Taphrinales, Protomycetaceae. Gene Ontology annotation, cellular component: cell tip; microtubule cytoskeleton. Gene Ontology annotation, molecular function: protein binding. Gene Ontology annotation, biological process: establishment or maintenance of actin cytoskeleton polarity. The transcript has a single exon. The record is from RefSeq and is a predicted model, not a curated record. The coding region runs from base 143 to 1600 and encodes 485 amino acids.